AUGACCGGAGAAAGCGACCACCUCGAGGUGAGUCUAACCGGAUACACGUUCUUGUUCUCGGGGACCAAAAUCGCCGACGGAUUCGGGAAAAUGGCGGUUACUUCCGUUGGGAUGAACACAGCUUGGGGACAGAUGAUGAGUCACAUCUCGCGAGACACGAACGAGCAGACUCCAUUGCAGUCUCGUCUCGAUAAGCUUACUUCUUCCAUAGGUAAAGUCGGUUUACUCGUAGCGUUCUUGGUUCUUCUUGUUCUGUUGGUUCGUUACUUCACGGGGAACACGACGGACGAGAGCGGUAAACGCGAGUUUAACGGGAAGAAGACGAAGAGCGACGAGAUCGUGAACGCGGUUGUUGAAAUGGUUGCGGCUGCGGUUACGAUCAUCGUUGUUGCGAUACCUGAAGGUUUGCCGUUGGCUGUGACGUUGACGUUAGCGUAUUCGAUGAAGAGGAUGAUGAAAGAUCAAGCUAUGGUGAAGAAGCUCUCUGCUUGCGAGACGAUGGGGUCAGCGACGACGAUCUGUACCGAUAAAACCGGUACGUUGACGCUUAACCAGAUGAAGGUAACCGAUUUCUGGUUCGGUUUGGAAUCAGGGAAAGCUUCUUCUUCGUCUCUGUCUGGGAAAGUUGUGGAGUUGUUUCGUCAGGGAGUUGCGAUGAACACUACAGGGAGUGUGUUCAAGGCUGAUUCGGGAUCGGAGUAUGAGUUUUCCGGUUCUCCGACGGAGAAAGCGAUUCUGAGCUGGGCGGUUGAGGAGUUGAAGAUGGAUAUGGAGGGAGUGAUCGGAGAACACGAUGUUGUUCAUGUGGAAGCGUUUAAUUCAGAGAAGAAGAGAAGUGGUGUGUUGAUGAAGAAGAAGAGAGGAGAAGGAAUCAGAGUUGUUCAUUGGAAAGGAGCUGCUGAGAAGAUUCUAGCAAUGUGUUCUACGUUCUACGAUGGAUCUGGAGUUGUGAGAGAGAUUGAGGAAGAUGAGAAAAUCAAAUUCGAGCAGAUUAUUCAAUCAAUGGCGGCUAAAUCUCUCCGUUGCAUCGCGUUUGCGUAUUCGGAAGACAACGGCGAGGAGACGAAGAAAUUAAGAGAAGAGAGACUGAGCUUACUCGGAAUCGUCGGAAUCAAAGAUCCGUGUAGACCUGGAGUGAAGAAAGCCGUCGAGGAUUGUCAAUUCGCCGGCGUGAGCAUCAAAAUGAUCACCGGAGAUAAUAUAUUCACGGCGAGAGCGAUCGCUGUUGAGUGCGGGAUCUUAACGCCGGAAGACGAGACGAACAAGGACGCCGUGUUGGAAGGAGAGGAGUUUCGAAACUACACUCAAUCGGAGAGGUUAGAGAAGGUCGAGAGGAUCAAAGUGAUGGCGAGAUCUUCGCCGUUCGACAAGCUCCUGAUGGUGAAAUGCCUGAAGGAGCUAGGUCACGUCGUGGCGGUCACCGGAGACGGAACGAACGACGCGCCGGCGUUGAAAGAAGCCGACAUCGGACUCUCGAUGGGGAUCCAGGGGACGGAGGUCGCGAAGGAGAGCUCCGAUAUCGUGAUCCUCGACGACAAUUUCGCCUCCGUCGCGACGGUUUUGAAAUGGGGGAGGUGCGUUUACAACAACAUCCAGAAAUUCAUCCAAUUCCAGCUCACCGUCAAUGUGGCGGCGCUCGUGAUCAAUUUCGUCGCGGCUGUUUCCGCCGGAGAGGUUCCGUUGACGGCGGUUCAGUUGCUGUGGGUGAAUCUGAUCAUGGAUACUCUCGGCGCGUUGGCUUUAGCUACGGAGAAGCCAACGAACGAUCUGAUGAAGAAGAAACCGAUCGGGAGAGUCGCGCCGUUGAUCACGAACGUCAUGUGGAGGAAUCUGUUGGCUCAGGCGUUUUACCAGAUCUCUGUGCUCUUGGUGCUUCAGUUUCGUGGGAAGUCGAUAUUCGGAGUGAGCGAGAAAGUGAAGAACACUUUGAUUUUUAAUACCUUUGUGCUGUGUCAAGUGUUCAACGAGUUUAACGCGAGAAGUCUGGAGAAGAAGAAUGUGUUCAAGGGAAUACACAAGAACAGGCUCUUCAUUGGGAUUAUAGUGGUGACUGUGGUUUUACAGGUUGUGAUGGUUGAGUUUCUCAAGAGGUUUGCUGAUACGGAGAGGCUGAAUCUGGGACAGUGGGGAGUCUGUGUGGCGAUCGCGGCCUUGUCGUGGCCGAUCGGAUGGGUGGUGAAGUCGAUUCCGGUGCCGGAGAAGCACUUCUUUAGCUACCUGAAAUGGAAGAAAAGAUCUUGA
This is a messenger RNA of Microthlaspi erraticum, 2241 nucleotides long. NCBI's taxonomy places the organism in Eukaryota, Viridiplantae, Streptophyta, Magnoliopsida, Brassicales, Brassicaceae. The record is from the annotation of a GenBank genome assembly.